GAGGGGAAGAACCCUAAACCCUAAAUGUGGGUGGGAGCAUUCUUCAUCGUCUUUCUCGCCGCGGUCGCUGGAUCAUCUUGCGGCGCUGCUCGAUUGUACCGCUUCCCACUGUCGAACAGGGUUGCGAUCCAGGACUGGAGGCCAUUCAAUGUCGCUCAUCGCGGAUCAAAUGGGGAAAUUCCAGAGGAAACGGCACUGGCGUAUAAGAGAGCAAUCGAGGAAGGAGCCGAUUUUAUAGAAGCGGAUAUCACAGCUACAAAGGAUUGCGUUCUUAUUUGCUUCCACGAUCCAAUUCUCGAUGAUGUCACGGACAUUGCUGCGCAUCCGGAAUUUAGAGGGCGAAGAGCUACGUACGAAUUCGAGGGACAAAAUCUCACAGGCUUCUUUGUUGGUAUGUUCAUUCCUCUGUAUCUCAUCAUCUCCCUUCUUUGUAUAGUGGACUUUACAUUUGAAGAGCUUCAAAGACUAAGACUUCGCCAGCGGUAUAGCUUUCGGGAUCCUUCAUUCAACGGAAAGCUUCAAAUCAUCACAUUCGAACGUUUUAUCUCAAUCGCCUUGGAGGCGUCUCGCACAGUUGGAAUCUAUCCGGAAAUCAAGAGUCCGGUCUUCAUGAACAAACAUGUACAGUGGCCUCAAGGCAAGAGAGUGGAAGAUUCAUUCAUGGAAAUCCUACAGAAGUAUGGCUACAAAGGAAAAUAUAAGUCGGACGAGUGGAACAAGCAGCCAAUCUUUAUACAAAGCUUUGCUCCAACGUCGCUUAUGUACAUCUCGAACAUCACAGACUCUCCAAAGAUCUUUCUGAUCGACGAUUACACGGUUCGUACGCAAGACACAAACCAGAGUUAUGCAGAGAUAACAUCAAACAGAUACUUGGAUUUCAUCAGCAACUAUGUUGUUGGCAUUGGACCCUGGAAGGAUACGAUAGUGCCUCCAAACAUCACCACUGGUUAUUUGAUGAACGCGACGCACCUGGUUUCAAGAGCUCACUCUCGGCAUCUCCAGGUUCAUCCCUACACGUUUAGGAACGAGAACCAGUUCUUACAUUUUGAUUUUCAUGAGGAUCCAUACGAGGAAUUCGAAUACUGGAUCAAGACUGUUAAAGUCGAUGGACUCUUCACGGAUUUUCCAGGGAGCUUGCACAGGUAUCAGGAGUGGAACUCCAAAGAGUAGUGAAAAACAGUGGCAGUAACGUUUUAAUAUUCACAUUUCCUUGCCAAUUUUGGUGAAGAA
This is a messenger RNA of Selaginella moellendorffii, 1230 nucleotides long. RefSeq names its product glycerophosphodiester phosphodiesterase GDPD6. Lineage: Eukaryota; Viridiplantae; Streptophyta; Lycopodiopsida; Selaginellales; Selaginellaceae. The record is from RefSeq and is a predicted model, not a curated record. The coding region runs from base 25 to 1170 and encodes 381 amino acids. Gene Ontology annotation, molecular function: glycerophosphodiester phosphodiesterase activity. Gene Ontology annotation, biological process: lipid metabolic process. The transcript is spliced from 6 exons.